Tinamus guttatus (white-throated tinamou) is the source of this 618-nucleotide messenger RNA. It is a transcript of the gene TPBG, whose product is annotated as trophoblast glycoprotein. Gene Ontology annotation, molecular function: protein binding. Lineage: Eukaryota; Metazoa; Chordata; Aves; Tinamiformes; Tinamidae. The record is from RefSeq and is a predicted model, not a curated record. Gene Ontology annotation, cellular component: plasma membrane. Gene Ontology annotation, biological process: negative regulation of canonical Wnt signaling pathway.
GGCAACGGGCUGCUGCUGCUGCCCGCCGGCAUGUUCGGCGCGCUGCCCGCCCUGCGGCACCUGGACCUCAGCAACAACUCGCUCGUGGGGCUGCGCAACGUGUCCUUCCGCGGGCUGCCCUGCCUGCAGAGCCUCGACCUGAGCGACAACUCGCUGAGCGCGCUGCGCAACGGCACGCUGGCCCAGCUGCGCGGCCUGCCCGCCCUGCGGAGCGUCGACCUGCGCCGCAACACGUGGGUCUGCGACUGCGCCAUCGAGGACCUGGUGAACUGGCUCAAGGAGAGCGACCAGGCGGAGGGCAAGGAGGCCCUCACGUGCGCCUACCCCGAGAAGAUGCUGGGCAAAGCCUUGGUGAAGAUGAACGCUUCGGACCUGAACUGCUCCGUGCCCGUAGACCUGCCCUCCCAGCUACAGACUUCGUACGUCUUCUUAGGGAUAGUCUUGGCUCUCAUCGGGGCCAUUUUCCUCCUGGUUUUGUACUUGAACCGCAAGGGAAUCAAAAAGUGGAUGCACAACAUUCGCGAUGCCUGCAGGGAUCACAUGGAGGGCUAUCACUACCGGUACGAGAUCAACGCAGACCCCCGGCUAACCAACCUCAGCUCCAACUCCGACGUCUGA